Messenger RNA from Fraxinus pennsylvanica, 828 nucleotides. NCBI's taxonomy places the organism in Eukaryota, Viridiplantae, Streptophyta, Magnoliopsida, Lamiales, Oleaceae. The record is from the annotation of a GenBank genome assembly.
AUGCCUGUUUGUAUGGCAUCAUAUGAGUCAACAGGUAGUCAAGUUCAGGUAGCCCUUGAGAGAGGUCUUCCAGCAAUCAUAGGCAAUUUCAUCUCGAAACAACUCCUAUUUCCAUCCUUGUCAUAUGACAUGGUCCACUGUGCUCACUGUGGCAUUAUCUGGGAUGAUAAAGAUGGAUAUUUCUUAUUGAGGUUGACCGAGUACUCAAGCCAGGAGAGCAGACCCUCUGGUUCUCUCAGCUCUGUUGAGCUUGAAGUUCAUGGAGUUGAUCCUGAAGAUUUCUUUGAAGACUUGGAGUUUCGGCAGUCUGCUUUAAGAAGUUAUUGGCCAUUGCUUUCCCCCUUGAUUUUCUCUGACCAUCCGAAGAGACCCGAUAUUGAAGAUCCCUUACCUCCGUACGAUAUGAUUCACAACAUGAUGGACAUGAAUGCCCAAUUUGAGUAUCGCCCUUUUUCCUCUGAAUUUUUGUCCAUGAGUGUACUACUAAGUACUGACAUAAACUCUAUUAGAAUUUCAUGGAAUGCUGAUCCUGUUGUUCGAACAAUUGAGCGCAGGUGUAAACCUUUUCCUACAUACCCUCGAACAUAUGACAUGCUUCAUGCCAAGGGACUCCUCUCACAUCUUGCUUCAAAGGGAUGCAGUGUGAUCAAUUUACUUUUCAAGAUGGAUCGUAUCCUAAGGCCUGAGGGAUGGAUCAUUAUUUCUGAUAAGAUUGGUCCAAUAGAGAAAGAACGUUCUCUGGCUAUACAGCUCCACUGGGAACCCCGUGUGAUUGAUCUACAGAGUGGUAGCGACCAUCGAAUACUAGUAUGCAGAAGCCAUUCAUGA